This is a messenger RNA of Tribolium madens (black flour beetle), 1405 nucleotides long. RefSeq names its product juvenile hormone acid O-methyltransferase-like (gene Tcjhamt). The transcript has 3 exons. The coding region runs from base 178 to 1011 and encodes 277 amino acids. The record is from RefSeq and is a predicted model, not a curated record. Lineage: Eukaryota; Metazoa; Arthropoda; Insecta; Coleoptera; Tenebrionidae.
AAACUGUGAUUGAUUUUUUCGGGAAUUCCUCGGGAUCUGUUCUCGUCAAGCUUGUUUGAGAUGCGCUGAAACUGAAAAUUAAAUUCUGGUUCGCCCCUCUCGAAGUUAUAAAAGCUUCGGAAGACCAAAACCCAAUUGUUAGUUGACACCAAGCACUACGUCUAUUUUCUUAAAAAAAUGAACAAAGCUUCGAUGUAUUCAAAAUACAGCGGUUUGCAAAAAAACGAUGCGUCUUUUGUAAUCGACAAUUACUUGAGACUCAUCAAGUGGAAGACCAACGCGAAUAUUUUAGAUAUCGGCUCAGGUGACGGCAAUGUAAUCUUCGAGCUUUUGCUCCCGAAAAUCCCCAAAGAUUUCGGAAAAUUCAUCGGAAUUGAUAUUUCGGAAGAAAUGGUMCGGUUCGCGAAAAAUCAGUGCGACGAUCCAAAAAUCGAUUUUUUGCAAAUGGAUAUUUCGUCGGAGAUUUCGCCUGAAUUUCACGAAUAUUUCGAUCACAUUUUCUCGUUUUAUUGCUUGCAUUGGGUGGUGGAACAGAGACAAGCGAUGAAAAACAUGUUUGAUAUGCUGAAACCAGGAGGCGAAAUGCUUUUGACAUUUCUUGCAAGCAAUCCGAUUUACGAUAUUUACGAAGGAAUGGCAAAAUCGAAUAAAUGGGGACCCUACAUGAAUAAUUUAAAGAAAUACAUUUCACCCUAUCAUCACUCCGACGAUCCUGAAACCGAGUUGGAGAAUUUGCUGAAAAAGGAGGGUUUUAUUACUCAUUUGUGCAGAGUGGAGAAUCGGUUGUACACUUUUCCAAACUUUUCAGUUUUAUCAAAAUCAGUUUCAGCGGUAAAUCCGUUCAUUAAAACAUUGCCUGAAAACGAAAUCGACACUUACAUCGAGGAUUAUCUCAAAGAAGUGCGAAAACUGAAAACGAUCACAAUCGAAACAUGCAAUAACAACGACAAUGAGGAAAAAAUCCACGUGCCUUACAAACUUUUCAUCACAUUUGCCUCAAAACCGGUCUAAUUAUUACAAGAAAAGUAAUCAGGUAGUAAGAUGAGUACAAAUUAUAUUACAUUUUAUGAUUAUUUUUAUAUCUUUUUUGUUAUUUAAUGAGUAUUAAUGAGUAUUAGACUUAGAGUUAGUCUCAACGUACUGAACCUCAAUAAGUACAAAUUAUAUUAUUAGAUGUAGAUUAUUUUUAUAUUCUCUUAAGGCAAUUAGAUUAUUUUAUAAUGUAUAGUAUUUAUAGACACUAUAUAACGUCUGAUAAAUUGAAGAUAUACAUGGGUAAACAGUCUUUUGUGUUCGUAGUUUGCCGACUUUUUGCCGACGUAUUUAUUGGAUUUACCAAACCUUAACUUAUUAAUACGCUUUUGGGAUGGUUUACAGGAUAGUCAUUUUUAAAAUGAACUUAUAU